Messenger RNA from Rhea pennata, 3301 nucleotides. RefSeq names its product pseudouridine synthase 1 (gene PUS1). Gene Ontology annotation, cellular component: nucleus. The transcript is spliced from 6 exons. NCBI's taxonomy places the organism in Eukaryota, Metazoa, Chordata, Aves, Rheiformes, Rheidae. Gene Ontology annotation, biological process: tRNA pseudouridine synthesis; mRNA pseudouridine synthesis. Gene Ontology annotation, molecular function: RNA binding; pseudouridine synthase activity. The coding region runs from base 21 to 1361 and encodes 446 amino acids. The record is from RefSeq and is a predicted model, not a curated record.
GUGCCCGCGCGGCGGCGGCCAUGCUGCUGCCGCUGCUCCGCUGCGGCUUGAGGGCGGCCGGCUGGGGGUUGUGCCGCCCGGGGGCGGCGGCGGCGGCGUGCGGCUGGCCCGGGCCCCGGCCCCGGCCCCUGCCGCGGCCGCCUCACGUUCUUACCAUGGCUGAAGAGCUGAGGGCAGCAGUUGCCAGUCAGCCAAAGAGACCGGCGAGCAGCAGUGAGGAGCCUGAAAAGCUAGAAGAAAAUGGACACCAACCCAAAAGGUUGAAGAGAGAUGUGGGUGAGGAGGAUGUGGAGGAUCAGAAUAAAAAAUCACCCAAAAGGAAGAUUGUGCUGUUGAUGGCGUAUUCAGGGAAAGGCUACCAUGGGAUGCAAAGAAAUGUCGGAUCUUCGCAGUUCAAGACAAUUGAAGAUGACUUAGUAUCUGCCCUUGUUCAGUCAGGCUGUAUCCCAGAAAACCAUGGGGAAGAUAUGAAGAAAAUGUCUUUUCAGCGAUGUGCUCGAACAGAUAAGGGUGUAUCUGCAGCUGGACAGAUUGUGUCACUAAAGGUCAGGCUAAUAGAUGACAUCUUAGAAAAGAUCAAUAGCCAUCUUCCUUCUCACAUCAGAAUUCUGGGGCUGAAGAGAGUCACUGGAGGAUUCAACUCCAAGAACAAAUGUGAUGCUAGAACCUAUUCUUACAUGCUGCCAACAUUUGCCUUUGCCCAUAAAGACCAUAAUGUGCAAGAGGAGGCUUAUCGACUGAACAGCGAGACCCUUGAAAAAGUCAACAAACUGCUUGCUUGUUACAAAGGAACACACAACUUCCACAACUUUACGUCUCAGAAGGGACCCAAGGACCCCAGUGCGAAGCGGUACAUUAUGGAAGUGUGCUGUGGAGAGCCAUUUGUGAGGGAAAAUAUAGAAUUUGCAGUGAUCAGAGUGAAAGGUCAGAGUUUCAUGAUGCACCAAAUAAGGAAGAUGAUUGGGCUGGUGAUAGCUGUUGUGAAAGGUUAUGCUGCUGAGUCUAUCAUAGAGCGGAGUUGGGGAGAGGAGAAAGUAGAUGUCCCCAAAGCUCCAGGACUUGGGCUGGUCUUGGAAAGAGUACAUUUUGAAAAAUACAACAGACGUUUUGGAAAUGAUGGGUUGCAUGAACCACUGGAGUGGAGAGAGGAGGAAGAGAAGAUUGCUAUUUUCAAAGAGCAGUAUAUCUAUCCUACCAUUAUCAAUACAGAAAGGGAGGAGAAAUCCAUGAUGAACUGGUUAAACACCCUUCCCAUUCAUGACUUCAACUCUUCUGCAUCUGAGAUGCAAGCUAACAACAAAAAUUCAAAGAACAGCAGUGAUUUCGAAGGCAGUGAUGGUUGUGAUGGUGAUUCUGAGUAAGCCAGUAAGUGGCUGGAUCUGGGACCGUUACCUCUUGCAAUUUGUUUUGUCUAGAAAAAAAGUGGCCUUUAAGUCCAAGAAUCCAGUAAAGCAGAGGUUUGCAUGCAUGCAGAACCAGGAAUCAGAUGCCCAAUAGAAAUUGGGUGGGGAAAACUGCAGAAGAAAAAGUAGAAAAAGUUGUUUAUACCACUGACUGAUUCAUCUGCCUGGAAUACUUGAAAAUAAUGUAAUGAAAAAAAGAUGCUUUUGAAAAGAAUCUUGUAUUGCAAGAAAUCUUAAUUGCUAUUUGAAUAAUGCUUUUAUUACACGGUUACCUGGAAAAUAGUAUUUUAAAUAUGUAUAAUCUCUACAUACAGAUGGGGCAAAACAUUUUAAUAUACAUUUUUUGAAUUAGUAUUAAGCAGUUAUGACUCCAUGAACUUUUGAGGGUUUUUAUUUUCUUCACCUUUAAUGAACCUGAUCUCUAAACACUAUUAAGUUCCUAUUUUGUUUUUCCAUGUCAUCCAUGACUUUCUUGUGGAAUAAUAUGCGUGGGUUAGCGUUCAUUAUCAUGUUGACUGUUCCGAAUUCUGUUGCCAUAGAAUGUUUUGUUUUCUAAAGCUUUGCAAGCCUAAAAAGAAUUAAGAUUCCUUACUCACCGAGAGCUUUUAAUUUUCAGAAGUGUACUGAACCAUGUAUUUUUAAGACCAGAUGUUUUAUUUGGAAGAUGUUUUCAUUCCAAUAUUGCCCUUAUACUUGGGCAGACUCAAGAAAAUAGAUCCACUGCUACAAAUGUAAUUGGACAUCUCCUGCCUGAAGAAUUGUUUCAUAGAUCUGUAGUUGAGAUUUGAGGAGGAAACUAAAUGAACUGCUAGGAUUGCAAACCAAAGUGUGCAGCUGUGAAAGUUUGUGUUGCCUAUGGUAGAUCACUAAAUGUGUUGCUGCUAGUUUGUUUCUGGUUUUAGUGGAAACUAGCUAGCCAUCUGCUAGAUUUUUGGAUAGAUAGUUUGAAUCAACUUGUGAAAGCAAUGGUUUGUAUUUUCUCUGGGCUUUAAUCAAGUCUGCAUUCAUUUUGUGUGAACUUUCACUUCCCAUGAAGCUGCUCAAAAUAGAGGAAUUUGUGCAAUGAUAUGGGAAUCAGUCUAAGGACUGUAUUCCUCUUGAAAUCAACCUUUUCCUGUUCUGGGGGAUCUAAACAGUUUGGAGUUCUUGCUCUCCUUUCCUCAACUGUGGCUUACGUUCUGGUUCUUGGUUACAAUUCUCUGAGGAGGUGGUAGGAGAAAAAAAGUAAUGUUAGUGGCUCUUCUGCUCUCCCUAAGCACAGAACACUUUGGAAAGGUGGUCAGAGUGGAGUAAGUUUCUCCAAGUUUUUGGACUUUGGCAAGCUUUCUUGAUAGACAUCCUCUCCUGGGUUUGUAUGGAGACUUGCUUCAUAAUUUAAAAGCUCACCUUCUGUGACAAAUUCCUAAGGUAGAAAGGCAGUACUCUCUCAUUUAGAUAUUCAAACAAGCACACUUGCCCUCCCAGCUCAGGACACAGGUCAGCACUCUGUGCCUAAGGCUGUGAACCAAACCUUGUGGUCCGUACUGAAUGUCGUAGUUCACGUUUGGAGCUGUUGUCUCCUUGUUCCUAUAUUCAGUGAUUUCUGCCCAAGGUUUCUAGUUUUAUGGCUCCUUCUAGGAAUUGCUGUGCUUUAAAAAGGAUUAGCUUGUUAGUUUCCUCUGGGUUUUAGUUAAAGUUUACAGUUUCUAUCUUGAAGGCCUUGCUCUGUGUUUGCUUAAUCAGUGUGAGACUCUAAGAGAUCUGUCUGUUCUGGAGAAGGAGUCUACAUAGGCUUGUAUUUCCAUCCCUUGCUAGUUUGUACAAUUGAUCCAGACAUAACAGUCUUCUCUCCAAGGCUUUUUCUAUCCCUGUCAAUCAGAGAGAUACACCUUUGCUCAUAAUAAAGGCCCUCAAACUGA